Messenger RNA from Alternaria atra, 2559 nucleotides. RefSeq lists its product as uncharacterized. Gene Ontology annotation, biological process: galactose metabolic process. Gene Ontology annotation, molecular function: nucleic acid binding. The transcript is spliced from 4 exons. The record is from RefSeq and is a predicted model, not a curated record. Lineage: Eukaryota; Fungi; Ascomycota; Dothideomycetes; Pleosporales; Pleosporaceae. Bases 1 to 2559 code for a protein of 852 amino acids.
AUGGCAUCCGUGACACCGGCUUCAGCAGAUCAGGCACCCCCGAGGCCUCUGUCAUUCGCCAAGGUCGCGGCUUCCGCCAUAAAGCCCCAGAUGUCGAAAGAUUCUGCUCCGAAAGCGAGACCGCCUGUUGCGACACCUAGAAUACCUGCCAUCGCCCAGAAGGCGCGCUCUAUCCCCAUGAAUGGCGAAGUAGCAUCAAGAAUAAUCGCGGAAAAGCGAGAGGAUAACGAUGCGAGCAAAAGCGCUGAAAAUGCCAUCUCGCAGCCCGUGCAGCAGACAAGUACCGCCGAGCUAUCGGAGAUACCAUCUACGGAUCCUAAAAGGGAUGCCGUCGAUAGGCCCCAGUCCGCUGCUGUAGUCAAGGUGUCUGUCACCGAGGAUAGCAGCACUCAGCUGUCUUCAUCAGACGGAUCCGGGAAACCUCCCAGUAUUGAUGGAAAGAGCGUAGCUUCUGCGACAACGUUUGCACUAGAUGAGAAGGAGUCUUUGCGCCCAGACGACAGUGCUAGCCUAAGGGCAGUCGAGGAAGAGGAUGUCAUAUCCCCCCCAGACUCAGUCGUUGCGGACUCCCGGCAGGGAUCUGACCAUGGCGCUGCGCGUGCCUUCAGGGACCAGCUACACGAAAUAGCGGUGAUGAAUCCUCAACCUCAUCGAGGAGUACCCCCGGGUCGAUUUCCGACGCUACCCAAUGGCCCGCAAACCUUAUACGACCCUAAUCAGUCGCUGAAUGGCGCAGGGCCCAUGUCGCAGCCCCUAGUUAACGGCAUGCCCUCACUUAAUGGUGUUCCCAACAUGCCCGCCAUUCCAGAUGAGAAGCUGCUCGAGGCGCUGCGCUCUCCGCGUGAUCGUUUGUUCGUAGUCAAGAUCGAACAAGACUUUAUUGAUUUCAUCAAAGAUUCUCGCGAAAAUGAAUUGUGUCUACCGAACUGUAAUACUUUCUACAGGAUGCUUGCUCAUCGUCUUGCCGACUACUACUUGCUUGGCCAUGUUGUCGACACCACUAUGACUGGUGUGAAGAUCACGCGUACACCUUACUGUAGAAUUCCGCCCCCUGUGUCACAGAUGGUUGAUCCUGCCAAGGGCACCAACACACCUCCUGUGGAGCUUCCUGCUCGUAAGAUCAUGCGUCGCGAUGAUGGUAAAUCAGGUACAAACACUGGAGCUAACUCGCAGAAUGCGUCAAAGACGACUUCUGAAAUGGGUGGUAGUGAAGGCAGCAACGAUGGCGAAGGCAACAAAGAUAAAGCCGCUCUAUCCAGAGAAGAGCGCGAGGCACGUUACCGCGAGGCUCGUCAGCGCAUCUUUGGAAGUGCAGAGAGCGAAGAGCCUGACGUGGCUGAAAGCAAUGGAUCCGGAGAAGACAAGAAUAAAGGGAAAGAUAUAUCACGGUCAAGUUCAGCUGCUGGGAAGAAGAAGCCCAAGAAGCAGCGUAACUACGACGACGAUGACUUCCAAGCACGGUCCCGCUUCAAUGUGUACUAUCCGCAACAGUACCCUGUGGCUACAUACACUGGAGAUAACGCUGUCUACUACAACGGCUACCAAGCACCUGCACAGAACGCGCCAUAUGCGACUAUGAAUCCCGGCACUUCUCCUCCAGUUACUUUCAGCAACCCAUAUCCGGGUAUGAUGGCGCCGGAGCCGAUGGCGCCGGAGCCGCAGGCGCAGUACGGUUGGGCUGGUCAGCAGUACCAGGCCUCUAACGGCUCAAUGAUGGCGUACCCCGGUUAUGGACAAGCACCGAAUGGUUAUGACUUGUCGGCGGACUUCCAGCGGGGUAUGUCGUCGUUCCAGAGCGCCGGUAUGCCUUCUCAAGUCACCCCAAAGAUGGCCAACCCGCAAAUGGCGUCUUACCAAGAUACCUACCAGCAACAGCAAAACAUGCCUAUGAACUCUGCCUGGUCUCAAGCAAAUCAACAGCCCCCGUUUCAAAUGGCUCAGGGUGCAUACAAUGCUCAAAAUGGUCCUGGCAACCGCCCUAUGUCCGCACCCCACCAAGCACCCAUGCCUGGCUAUUCAUACGGACAGUUCGCCUCAAAUGCUUACAAUGGAAAGCCAAACCGCAACCAGCAUCCACUUCCGGGAAGCUACAACCGUGGACAGUUCAACCCGCAAACGCAGGCCUUUGUCCCUGGUGGACGUAACAUGCCCUUCGGGAUGCAGCAGAACAUGAUGCAGGGACAGCCUCAGAUGAAUGGGUAUGGCGGAUACCAAAUGUCGGCUCAGACUUCCAUGCCUGCUCAGAUGCCCAGACACAACCCUUCAUCUACCUCCACGCCUUCGUUCGGGUCACCUCAAAGUAUACAGGGCAACAACUCAGCUACGUCCAUGAACCGAAUCGCCUCCCAGUCUGGUGAGCCAGGAUCGUCUCAAAGCAGUAUCGCAAAGUACGGUACACCGUCACACCUGCCUCCAAAGCCUCCAGCUCCUGCACCAGCCCCACCAUUUGCCUUACCGUCCAUGACGCGAGUACCAUCGUCCGGGCUUGCUAACAACGCUCCCACAAUGUCCGUUCGAGGCGGGUCGGGCAACUUCAACAGCAACACGAAUCCCAACUAA